This is a messenger RNA of Acanthochromis polyacanthus (spiny chromis), 3531 nucleotides long. It is a transcript of the gene baiap2l1a, whose product is annotated as BAR/IMD domain containing adaptor protein 2 like 1a. Gene Ontology annotation, biological process: actin filament bundle assembly; actin crosslink formation; plasma membrane organization. Gene Ontology annotation, cellular component: nucleoplasm; cytosol. The transcript has 14 exons. The record is from RefSeq and is a predicted model, not a curated record. Gene Ontology annotation, molecular function: protein binding. The coding region runs from base 207 to 1646 and encodes 479 amino acids. NCBI's taxonomy places the organism in Eukaryota, Metazoa, Chordata, Actinopteri, Pomacentridae.
CGUCCUCCGUGCUCCUGAGCGUCUCUGUGGCCACAUGAGCGGAGUGUGGGAGCAGCAGCGGCUCUGGGAUUUACUGAGGGAGCAUCUGGAUUAACACCACACACCAGAUUUUUUUAUUUCUCUUUUUGUUUUGUUUUUUAUUAUUCUUUUUUGAAUUGUUGAAGCUUUUUUUUAUUAUUUCUGGGCUGAAGAAACAACCUGCAGUCAUGUCUCGGGGUCCGGAUGGUGUGAGCAAGCUGACAGAAAGUACCUACAAGAAUGUGAUGGAGCAGUUCAACCCAGGCCUGAGGAACCUGGUCAACCUGGGGAAGAGCUAUGAGAAAUCCGUCACAGCCAUGGCUCUCGCUGGAAAAGCCUAUUUUGAUGCUGUAGCAAAGGUGGGAGAGAAUGCUAUCGUGUCUCCAGUCUCCAGAGAGCUCGGUGUGGUUCUGAUGGAGAUUGCAGAAACCAACAGGAAGGUCCAAAUUGAACUGGAAGAGAACUUCAAGAGAUUCCACCGAGAGAUUAUUGUGGAGCUGGAGAAGAAGACAGAGAUGGAUGUUAAAUACAUGAAUGCCACUUUCAAGCGCUACCAGUCAGAGCACAAGCUGAAGCAGGACUCCCUGGAGCGCUCUCAGACAGACCUGAAGAAGCUCAGAAGGAAAAGCCAAGGAAAGCAUUCAUCGAAGUAUGAGAUCAAAGAGAACGAGUACAUGGAGACCAUCUCGUCGCGUCAGAUGGACAUGCAGAAGUUCAUUGCCGACGGCUGCAAAGAGGCCUUACUGGAAGAAAAGAGGCGCUUCUGUUUCUUGGCGGACAAACACUGCAUGUUCUCCUAUCAGAUGAGCAACUUCCAUGAGAAAGCCAAAGAGAUGCUGGCUGUGAAGAUCCCCAGCUGGCAGGAAAAGUGCAGCGACAUCACCAAGGUGCCGGACACGGUGGUGAGCAUGAUAGAAGGGUUGUCCUCCACCCCAGAACAGUCACCGCAGGUGGAGCACUACAGCAGGAAUAAUGGAGCGCCUAUGGUGCCUCCUCCAGCACCGCCACAAAAGGCUCACAUCAGUCCACUCGCCAAUAUGUUCAACCCAGAGCCCAGAUCUCCACUAACCUCCUCUUCAGACCACAACUCAGACCAGGGCAGUCUCGGUGAAGGCAGUCUGUCCCGGUCCACAUCCCAGUCGUCUGGUCUCAACAUAGCCAGGAAGUCCAGGGUCAGGACCAUUUUUCCUCACACAGCGGGCAACAACGACACACUGCUCAGCUUCGAUGACGGCGACAUCAUCGCGCUGCUCAUCCAGGAGGAGAAGGACGGCUGGCUGUAUGGAGAGCUGGAGAAGACACGGCAGCGGGGCUGGUUUCCCUCUUCCUACUGCAGACCUUAUACUGAGCCAGUGAUAUCAAAUAGCAAUCUGGGCACGCCGGUGCGCAGUCUGAGUGUGGUCAGUCUGCCUGAGCAGGAGGAGGAGGAGCCGGUGCUGCUGCCUCCACCAGACUACAGCGACGACAUCGACUCCAGGCCCAUGAUUCUCUCAACGCCUUCACCACAAAACACGGUUUCUUUAGUCAAUGGGACUGCAAAGGCUCCUUUUCUAGGAGGAGGGAAUCCAUUUGCGACGGUGAAGCUGAGGCCAACUGUCACGAAUGACAGAUCAGCUCCAAUCAUCUAACACGAAACACGACAAAUUUCUCACCGCUGUUAUGCCUUCAGGGGAAUCAUACAACAAUGGGACCCCUGCGACACUCAACAUCACCCCAACCCGACAUCUCACCAGCCUGCAUGCUAGUCUGUCUGAGUCUGCUCUAUUAAACAGAUCCAUCGUUUCAUGGCACAAGUGUGUGUUACUGCCAGUGUGUGUUUGACAUCAGCCAAAAAAGGGAGAAAAGAUUCGUGCACAAAGAGGAUGUUUGCAUCUGGUUUGAGUUUGUUAAUAAGUCACUCCAAAAUGAAACUUAAGGCUUUGUCUAACCUCCAACAUGUUACUGGAAGUAGUUUGGUGCAUUUGCAGUUGCUGCUUCUCAAGUUUAGCUGCCAUGUGGUUUGCAAAUUGCUUUUGUUGUGAAGCAGUGGCAUGCGGAAGUAUUUAGCUUACCUGGAAAAUAACACGGCAGAGUAAUGACGGAAAGCUGUAACCAGUGAGCUGUCAUAAAGAUAAAAUCUCCUCUGAAUAUCACAGUGUCACGACCAGUAAAAACUACUAUGCAAGCGUAUAAACAUACUAAAUGUAGAUGUGUUUCAUGACCGAAGCAUCAAAGAUGGGGUUUGAUUUCAUAAAAUCGUAAGAAUUAUGACUUAAAACUGUACUGAGAUAUAUAAAACCUGAAAGAGCUGAGCUAUUUUAAAAAGCAACCAAAAGUUACAGGGCUGUUUUGCAUGCAAACUGAAAAUGAAAGCACAAGAAAAAAAGCAGUUUGGAUUCUCCAGUUUCACUUUUCCACCAUACUCAAGCAUUUUCCAUGCUAGCAAUUGCAAAACAGUUGCAACAAAAAGACAACAAUGCCGCUACAAAUCACAUGCAUGAUAUUGUUUGAUGUUUUGGGAUAAAUUUGAGUCACUUGUAUGUUUGCAUCGACUAUAUUUGAAGAGCUAAGUUCCCUUCAGUGGUCUAAUCAGGCAUAAACGACUCCACUGAUGUAAUGAUGAGGAGAUAAAGCCUGCACCUUCAUUUUGGGUGGACUGUCCCUUGAAGAGAUGCUCACACAGUGUCAUGAGGUCUGGUUUGUAUUUUGAUAGAAAGAGCUGCAGAUGUAAACGAUCGUGACCUGCUAGCGGUGAAGCAGACCGGCACCCAGGUUGUCUUCCUGACUUGCCAAAAAAAAAAAAUUAGUUCUAUUUUUAUUAUUCUAAUUAUUUUUGUCUUUUGAAGAGGUUUUGUGACAUACAGAGAAUUGUGAGAAUGAAGGGAGAGUGAUGAGCUGGGAGAAGGGUUUGUCUUUAGAGUGAAGGCAGAGCAGCAUGUCCCCGUUUUUAAUGAGGAGGCUAUUUAUAUGCAGUAAGUUUGUAUGAGAUGUAUUUAAAUAAAUAUGUAUGCCGAAGUCUAUGCUAUGUAGGUUCCCCUUUGAACACGACAGCCGCUGUGCUCGAUCUGAGCCACGGAUCCCACUGUGGUUCAGAUUUUCCUGCUGGUAUGUAUUUUAAAUGGGUAAAAAUGACCUUUUGAUGAAGGGACUUUUUUUUCACUCCUAAUGGUUUCACUGUUGUUUCAUGUAGAUUCUGUGCCCAAUACACAGUUUAUGCAAAAUGAAAACGUGCUCACUAGUGGACAUUUGAAUUGUAUGCGAAUAAAGUGACUCAUUGUAAAAAGUAUUAACUAUUUUGUGAGGAAAAGGACUUUUUUGACAUGUUGUUUUUUGUUUUUUUUUUGCUUUACCAAAUGCACCUGUAUGAUGAGACUAAUGACACGGUGUAUUGAUCCGCAUAGACCCACUGAUGUAAGUGAAGCCGUCACACUGACAUAGUUAUUACAUGCUUUCUUCAGAGUACCUUGCCACUGUGUUGAACCAUGUAGUCUUUUUUUCUCAAUAAAACAUGAUAAAGUCUGAAAAGAUAACUCA